This is a messenger RNA of Sitodiplosis mosellana (orange wheat blossom midge), 3280 nucleotides long. It is a transcript of the gene Rab2, whose product is annotated as ras-related protein Rab-2A. Bases 653 to 1294 code for a protein of 213 amino acids. The record is from RefSeq and is a predicted model, not a curated record. Gene Ontology annotation, cellular component: Golgi apparatus. NCBI's taxonomy places the organism in Eukaryota, Metazoa, Arthropoda, Insecta, Diptera, Cecidomyiidae. Gene Ontology annotation, molecular function: GTPase activity; GTP binding. The transcript is spliced from 7 exons.
UCGAAGUAAAGUUAAAAUAAAAAAAACACACAAAUGUAUUUCUAACAACCAUAUAGGUACGAUCUGUGUCCAUAUAGACGCUGACAACACUUGCAAACUUUGUAUCAUACGUUCAAUUCGUUCAACAAAGCGAUUCACUCUCACAAUACAGUGGUAAUAACGUAAGUCGAACAAGGAAUCGUGUGCGAAAUUAAAUUCGGGCUGCCUGUUUUCUUCUACUCAUCAUAUUUCAGUCGAUUCGUUUUAUUAUCUCUGCCUUUGUAUAUUCAUUCUCUCCGUGUUGAAUUGUCAUUUGUCAAAUAUACGCAGCAAAAGUGUAGUUUGAACAUCAAAAUCAAAAUAAUACACAAGAAAAAAGAGUAAAGAGCAGAAACAAAUCUAAGAAAAUAAAACACAUACAAAACAGAUCGAAACGACGAAUAUACGUAGCAAAGUGUUGGCAAUAUUUGAUCAUCUAGUUUAUUGUAGUGCAAGACGACGAGCGAACGAAAAAAAAGGAGAAAAUUUUCGAUAAAUUUCCAUUCGAAAAUUGAUUAAUUACAAUUGAACAAACCGAAGCAAAUUCAGUGAUAAUCAACGCAACCAGAUUCGGUCAAUUUGUACUUCUUUUUUUUGAGAGUUAAGAAUCAAAGAACAAAGACACUCAACCAAAAUGAGUUACGCGUAUUUAUUUAAAUAUAUAAUCAUUGGAGAUACGGGCGUCGGCAAAUCAUGUCUCCUGCUACAAUUCACCGACAAACGUUUUCAACCCGUUCAUGAUUUGACAAUCGGCGUAGAGUUUGGUGCUCGCAUGAUCACUAUCGACGGCAAACAAAUUAAACUACAAAUAUGGGAUACUGCAGGUCAAGAGGCAUUCAGAUCAAUUACUCGAUCCUAUUAUCGUGGAGCUGCCGGCGCAUUGCUAGUGUACGAUAUUACACGACGAGAAACAUUCAACCACUUGACAACAUGGCUUGAAGAUGCUCGACAACACUCAAAUUCGAAUAUGGUCAUUAUGCUAAUUGGAAAUAAAAGUGACUUAGACUCACGCCGUGAGGUGAAAGAGGAAGAGGGCAAAGCGUUUGCCCGUGAACAUGGUCUAGUUUUUAUCGAAACGUCCGCACGUACCGCUUCAAACGUUGAAAAAGCGUUUAUAGAUACGGCUAAAGAAAUUUAUGAGAAAAUCCAAGAGGGUGUCUUCGAUAUCAACAACGAGGCAAAUGGAAUAAAAAUCGGACAACAGCAUUCACCAACAAAUCCUUCGCUACCUGGUGCUGGCAGUCAAGGCAGCCAAGGCAGUGGCGGAUGUUGUUAAAACAUCAACAAAGAGAAAUUGCAGAUAAAACCAUAAUUAAAAUCGUUCUUGAAUCAAAGGGACAUCUUCACCAAGACAACUAAAAAACAAAAACAAAAAACACACACGACAUAAAUUCGUGAACAAUUUCAAACAUUUCGAAUUCUAAUUGAUAACAACAAAAAAAUGAAGUAGCGAGAGAAAGCACUGAAUCGUUCCGGUCGAUGUCAUUUUCGAUUCAAAUCGGAAUAUUCGCAUUUCAAACCGGCUACAUUGUAGGAUGUGAUGAUACGCCCUACGCUUUGCCGUCAACCAUAUGAAAUACGUAUUCAAUCAAUAUCUCUUGCGAAAACCCUUUGAUCGUCUUCAAUUAAUCCACAAACACUUCUGAAUUAUUUCUUUUCGUUCGUUUUCUUCAAAUGAAUGAAAACCCAAAUUAUAAAAAAAAAUAAACAAUUUCGAACACAUACAAUUUCUCAACAACAAAAAAACAUUUUAUAUAUGAUGAUAUCAACAACAAGAAAAAAAAAUUUAACCAAAACUACAAAAAAAAAGAUGAAAAAAAUAUAUGAUAAAAAAACACGUUCUAUUGGAAGGGUUUCGUUUUUAUGUGAAAAAAAUUUAACGUUUAAGGUGCAUAUUUGCUGUAUUUGUAAUCUAAAACUCUAAGAUAAAAAGAAAUGAAGACAUAAAAAAAACCUAAAAUCUGCGAACAAAACUAUGAUUAUAUUUAACAAAACAAAAAAACGAACCUACAUAACAAAGUUGAUAGUUUAAUAUCGCGAUUUUGCCAGAACAUUCAAGAAUCUUUGAAAAUUUCAUUUGUUUUCGUAGUAAAUUCAAGUUCUCAGUUCAUUUAAUUCGAACCAAUUGUCCCCGAUUUUGUCGAAAACAAAAUUCGCCUACACCACAUUUUUAUCUCUUCGUUUUUAUUUUCUCUUGACGAAAAGAAUUUCACGAAAUUUCUAGAAUUUUUUUAUAAGAAUCGGCGUACAAAUUCGAAAAUGAAAAUUUUUCUAUAUUUUUUCUUUUUCUCCUUUUUAGUCGAUAAAUAGCAUUCAAAAAAGAGCGGGAAAAAAAACAACUAAACAGAUCAAACUACAAACUGUGUAGUUAAUGUGUGCAAAUAUUUUGAGUAUUUUUUUCUCUCUCUGUAGCUAAUAUAUUUAACGAAAAUGUUGCAAUUAAUUUUAUUCGAUUGAGAUGGAUAGUAGAAAGUUGCGACUUUCAAAAGUGUAAUAUGCGUUUUCCUAUCCCGAGAUGAUAAAUAAUAAUUUGCUUGAAUUCACUCAUAUUCCAAAACGAUAACCUUGAUGCUUGUGAUUAGUUUCAUCAUCCGGCUUUUGCCUUUCCAUAGACACAAACAAAAGCUACUGAUGCCAAAUUCAGUGAGCAGCAUAAUUUCGAAUAGCAUUUUGGAAACAAUUCAAAUUAUAUGCGGAUCAGUUUGAACCAAUUUUAAUUGCAAAUAAAGAAGAAGAAAAAAAAACCACAUUUCCUAUCAAACGAGUUUCAUUCGAAACACAUACACAUUUGGAUAAUUCCUCCACCAGUAAAAACAACCAAAAAAAAUAAAUAAAUAAAUAAAAAAAUGAAUUACACUUACCAAUUUAUCAAUCAAUACCAAAUAGCACAUUUUGUAUUUAAAAGAGAUAAAUAAAAGAACAUAAGGAUUAACUAAAACAAAUACAACUUAAUUUAAUAAUGGGAUUAAGCAUAGUUGCCAUGCGAACCGUUCCCAUGCGAAAAAAUGGCUAGUGAUGGCUAGCAACACUAUUCCUUUUUCCUCCCUAACACAAAUAUACAGUGCGUACGCCCGCCCGACCGCGAUUCGUCAUUUCGACCGUUUCACAUGGCAAACAUUACACAAAAACCAUUUAUAACUUAUACAAAUUAUUAUUAAUUAUAUAAAUACAUGGAAAACAAAUAUAAUUGAAUAAAGAAACAACUAUUGUAACUUUUAACGAAUGAAAUACACGUGAACAGCAUGCAAACCAUGGCACUGAA